Messenger RNA from Symbiodinium sp. CCMP2456, 1023 nucleotides. Lineage: Eukaryota; Dinophyceae; Suessiales; Symbiodiniaceae. The record is from the annotation of a GenBank genome assembly.
AUGAACACAUCGGUUCGCCCCAAACAUUGCUCUUUAGUUGCUCACACCCUCCCAACGAGGAACACGAUGCAGACCCUGGAGGGCACGCCAGCCCUCGUUCACGCAGGGCCCUUCGCCAACAUCGCCCAUGGCAACUCCUCCAUCAUCUCUGAUCUUAUUGGCCUUAAGCUCGUCGGCAAGGGCGGCUAUGUGCUCACCGAGGCCGGAUUUGGCUCCGACAUGGGCGGCGAAAAGUUUUUCAACAUCAAGUGCUACUACAGUGGCCUCAAGCCGGACUGCGCCGUGAUCGUUUGCUCGGUGCGGGCCUUGAAGCUCCACAGCUGCGAGGCACCGAAGAUUGUGGCCGGGCAGACGCCGUCCAAGGAGUACAGCGAGGAGAACCUUGAUCUGGUUCAGAAGGGCUGCUCCAACCUGGUGGCGCACAUCCAGAACGUGCGCAAACACGGCGUGAAGGCUGUCGUAGCCAUCAAUCGCUUCGGCACGGAUACUGAUGCGGAACUUGAGCUUGUCAAAAAGGUCGCCCAGGAGAACGGCGCCUUCGCAGCGGUCGUGGCUGAGCACCACGCCAAGGGGGGAGCUGGAGCGACGGCCUUGGGUGAGGCGGUGAUGUCUGCCUGCAAAUCGGGACCGUCGGAGUUCAAGUUCCUCUACGAUGCGGAGAAAGACUCCAUCAAGACCAAGAUCUUGAAAGUCGUGCAGGAUGUCUACGGCGGAGCUGACGUGAAGUAUUCGGCCAAGGCGGAAGCCGUCCUGGCCAAGUACGAGUCCGACCCGGCAAUCCGCUGCCUGCCGAUCUGCAUGUCCAAGACUCAGUACUCCCUGUCGGACGAUCCGAAGAAGCUAGGCGCGCCGAAAGGAUUCACCAUCACAGUGCAAGACAUGUAUGUGAGCGCUGGUGCCGGCUUUAUCGUGGUUUCGCUCGGUGACAUCACCUUCAUGCCUGGCUUGCCCAUCAAGCCGGCCUACUACAAAAUCGAUUUGGAUUUCAGCCAGCACCCGCCCCGGGUGGUGGGUCUAUCUUAG